AAACAUUACCACCUCCAGCAGUUGCUGUCACUUCUAUGAGAAAGAUCUGAGUUCCAACUUUGAAAAAUUCAGAUAAGGAUUGAGAUCAUGAGCCUCGAAAGGCACUGAGAAUUCUAUUUCAGAAUAGAGUCGCGGGCUUCACCACCCUUCACGCUGUCAGACUUUCUGCCGUGACGAGCAACUGCAGACUGGACGGAGCAAUCAGAGGUGGCCAAUCGUCAGCACUCAUAAACUUUGUACUAAUUUUGGGUACAUGACUUUUUACUUUCAUUUAAAAAGUCAUACGUCCAAUUAGUCUUCAUGUUCUUCCAAUCGAUCUCUUCUAAGUUCAUUGGAAGGUUGUCAAAUUGCGAUAGAAAGAAGGUACGCCGAGCUUGACAAACGGGAUGAAGGGAUGAAAUCUGCAACGUGGGUUUUGCUGUAUGUCAGAAACUUUGCUGUCCUGCGUGCAACCCGGUAGAUGUGUCGGAAGGAUUGCAGGGACUCAUUGUGGAUGGUAUGUACAAAGCGGGUCACACGUUGCCAUACCGCAGUAGAAUAAAUGAAGUAAGGACGAACACAGGCAGACCACAGUAAGCACAACCUUGGAGCAUCAUGAACGCGACGAAUUUGAACUCAAGGAUGAUAUAUGUGGUUGGGUGUGUGGAACAAUCCGGCACGUUGUUUGAAGCCCGAGUCGAUUGCACCCACUUCUUGAGAUUUCAAAAAGUUGGUCAGGGAGUUCUUGAUUACACCGCGAUUCGCCAACCAGUUCAUGUCCAAUGCAAAGUCAGUUCUUGAAGAAAGCCAGUCAGUGCUUGUACCAUGUCCAGAUAAGUCUGUACCAUCGAACGGAAUGUCCAAGAACUUGUUGGACAGGUCCAGAAUAUUGUCCAACAAAGCUUGCUUCAAGGUGCUCUUCCUUUCUGCGCGUCCUGUUUCUAAGAAUAAACAACCAGAAAUUGCAGCUUUUUCUGUGAACCGGCCCAGUCUGCAUGGAAGUAGGUUCUCAAGUCUUCUUAAUUUCCACUCAACGUGGUACAAAGUUUCAUUGGCACUGCUUGAUUGAGUACUUCGGUAUCCUUUUGACCUAUUGCUAUUGAGUCCACGCAGUAUGAGCGGAGAUUUCAAAAACAGUAGAUACUACAAGAAAACAAUAUCAGGACGAGAUCAUCCACAAAUUCAUGCCUUUGGCAGACGGAUUGUACAGAAUGUUUACG
Marchantia polymorpha subsp. ruderalis is the source of this 1199-nucleotide messenger RNA. NCBI's taxonomy places the organism in Eukaryota, Viridiplantae, Streptophyta, Marchantiopsida, Marchantiales, Marchantiaceae. The record is from the annotation of a GenBank genome assembly.